GAGCUGCCCUUGCAUGCUGUUCUCCUGAGAACGGUGUGCAGUGUCUCAUUAACUGGCAAACCAUUCUGACUGGGGGAUUGUGCUGAGAAAUGCUUCCAAGUGUUCACUAGAAGGCUGCUGGUUCCUGCUGCAUGUUGUCUUUGCUGGUUUGAGGAGGUCAUUGUUUUGCUAGCAAAUUAAAAUUAUUUGGGUUUUUUUUAUAUAGUUUCGUAUUCCAGGAAACCUUCCAGUAUUAGGAGAUGAACUAGAACUCAUGUCCUACAGUGUUAGAGUUUACAACAAAAAUGAGUUUAGAACCUUGUAUGCUUUUAUUUUUAUAUGGCCAUGUGAGAUGUCCUUUUGCUUUCAUCUUUAGAUGACAGAAGACACCCUUAAACAAUUCUUGCAACAAAACUCCAUUUAUCAAAGUCUGUCACCUGAAGAAGGAAUGCUGAAGCUCUUACUGCUUCCAUUAAGCUAUAAAUUUUGUUUAUAAAUACAACAACCAACUUGUACAUCCAUGUACCACCCACCUCCUAAGUGAGCAGUGACAUGAGCUGUGGCUUUUUGAAAAAGGCAAAUAGAUAAAUUCAACAUUUGCCAACAUUAAUUGCUGAUUGUGUCAUCAGCUGAGCACUAACAGAUGAAGGUGUUGCCACUUUAAAUGAGUUUUCAAUGGAAACAGAGUAGUUAGGCCCUUUUUUGGUAAAAUUUUGGUUUUCUUCCUGGUCACUGAGUAGCAGAUAGACCAAAAUGAUCACAUUGCAUAAAAAUAUUUCAAUCCAUGUCCCUUAGUCUGCCUUUUGGAGUGAUUUGGACCUAAGCUGCACUGUUUGAUGCUAAGACACCAAAACGUGGCAUGCUGAAGGAGUGGAGCAGAACUUCCUUAACUUCUUCCUUGAUAUACUUCCUUUCCAGCUCCCUUCUGAGCUUUCCAAAUCCUGUUGGCUUUCCUGUGCUUGGUAUUUCUCAUCUGGAGCUGGAAAGUGCCCUAAAACACAGUUAAGCAUUUGGAACUGGACAAAUUUGUGUCCUAAAAGACAAAUUAUCUCAUUUGUUAAUAGAAAUGUCAAUUAAAUUCAUUUAGACUUUGCCACUGUCAUCCUUAGUUCUGUUAUCAGCUGAAAAAGGAAGUAUAUGAAACUCACCCAUACUUCAGUUCAAAUAAUUAAAAUUACACAAGUUCCAAGAGUAAUUGAUCUGUUAACUAAAAUGUUGAUGUGUGUGUCCUCCUUGUUUGCAUAUUUACACGCCUUUGUUUAUAUAACUCUUUGUUUAUAUGAUUAUUUUAUUUGUUUAUUAAAAUCAAGUUUGUCUGCAUAAAUGAAAAAUUAUGCUAAUUUUGCUUUACCAUCAUUUCUUGUUAUAAAUAUCUCAGUAUCUUAUAUUCAGGUCAAGCUCACAGAAGGGGUUUUCAAGAUACUGGGAAUUGUAUCUUAGAGAGUAAAUUUGUAAAGAAGGGAUGUGAUAUGGGAAAUCAUACAUCAGAUCACAAAAGCUGCAGCUUUCUCUUUCACAGUGAAUCCUAAUUCCUGAGUCAAUAUUGAAGGGCUCCCACACUGCAAGGAUCACUGAAAUUAGUGUGAAGUGGCUGUCAAUCUGCCUGAAUUUCAGGCCUCACAUCAGCCAAAGUGAUCUUAAAUCAAGGCCAGUUUGCCUUUAAAAAAAAAUAUCCCAACUUGCCAUCUUCAGCAGCAGCUCUGAGCUGCCAGUGUGCAGGGGGAGGAGGGAGAAGGAGGAAAACCAGGAAGGCAGGAGCUGAAGCAGCAGAGGAAGGAAGCGUUUGAUCCGUGCUGAGGACUCUCUAGCUGAAGUUGAGGAGAAAUACAAGAAGGCUAUGGUGUCAAAUGCUCAGCUGGACAAUGAGAAAACAAAUUUCAUGUACCAAGUGGACACCCUGAAGGAUGCGCUCCUAGAGUUAGAGGAACAGCUGGCAGAAUCCAGGAGGCAAUAUGAAGAGAAAAGUAAAGAAUUUGAGAGGGAGAAGCAUGCUCAUAGCAUAUUGCAGUUUCAGUUCAUGGAAAUGAAAGAGGCUUUGAAGCAGAGAGAAGAAAUGCUUGCAGAAAUCCAACAGCUGCAACAGAAACAGCAGAGCUAUGUCAGGGAAAUUUCUGAUCUUCAGGAGACAAUAGAGUGGAAAGACAAAAAAAUAGGGGCACUAGAGAGGCAGAAAGAUUUCUUUGAUUCCAUAAGGAGUGAGCGGGAUGACCUUAGAGACGAAGUGGUUGUGCUGAAGGAGCAACUGAAGAAACAUGGAAUAAUCCCAGACUCUGAUGUAGCUACCAACGGAGACACAUCAGACAUUCUGGAUAACGAAGGACACUUGGAUUCUUCCCGAAGUGCCCCAGGCACCACUCAGGCAUUGAAGCCAGGAGGGGAGGGGAUGCUAGGCAAAGCCAAUGAAGUGGAGAUGAAAAAUGAGAUUUUGGAGGAUGUGGGGAAAAGAGAAAUCUUGCAGAAUACUGAGCAUGAGGAACACAAAGAGGAGUCUGAGGAGGAGGAAUUACAGACAUUGCAUGCUGCUGAAAAUGCAAAGGCAGAACAAAUGGUUGAAGAACGGGACACCCUGCCAACAGUGAUGUUACCAGAGAAUAGGUUUGCAGAGCAAGCCCAAAGCCUCACAGAACCUAUGUCAGGAAGCACUUCUUCAAACAGUGACAGUGACACAGAUGGCUUGAGGAAGGUCACAGAGUCCAGGGACACAGCAGUCCAGCAGGCUGAGAGUACAGAGGCUGAACACCAUGACUUGAGUGCCAGGACAAAUGAGAACCUGGAGCUGGGCUUUCUGCAAGGCCACCCUAUUUUUGAGACUCCUCAUGAAACGUUUUGUGACUCAGCUACAGAGCAGGAACUGGGAGAAGCUGCACCCAAUCAGGAAGAACAGGAGGAUGUUGAAACCAGCCAUGCCCUGAGUGAUAAUGAAAUGGAUGAAGGAUCUGACAGUAAAAGUGAGAGCAGUGAGUUGGUUUCUAACCAGGCAGGGCUACCUGAGGGAGCAGUGGCUGGCUUGCUUAGGGAAGAGGGAAAUGUGGAGAGUUCUACUCCAGAGGAACCCCAGCACUCAGAAGAAAGUGCUGAAAACAAGGUUGCAAAUGUCUUGGAGGAAAAGUUUGUUGACUGCACUGAUGGAAGACAUGAGAAAACAGCAUGUGACAGAGCUGAAGAAGAUGAGGUUGGGAACACAGUUCAGGGUCAGCUGAGAGAAACUGAAUCUGUGGGUUUGGAGGGGAUAGAGCCAUGUGAAAGGGAUGUCCCAGCAGAGCCACUUGAAGAGGAAGGUGGAGAACGUCAGGCAUUCAUGCAACCAGCUUCUUCAGAGGACAGUGCUUCAGCAUCCCCAGAGGAACCAAGUACACAAGAUAAAACUGAAGAUGAAACUGCUACAGCUGAGAAGGAUGGACAGAAGGAAGAAUUGCUGAAAGAGCUGGAGAAGUGUUCAGGUUCUGCUGAAGCAGGCGAGCAAGGUGUGGCAUCUGUGGAGGCAGGAGGCUGCAUUCCUGAGGGAAAGGGAAGUGAGCUGCAGCAGGCACAGCCUGGAACAGAGGUUGUGAGAGAGGUGAUCACUCAGGAAACCCAUUUAGACCCAAGUCUUUUAGAGGAUGAAAUUAAGGAGACAGAAUUGGAAACAGGGGAUGAGGCUGGGGAAGGACAGGAAAGUAGGACAGAAUGGGAAGAAGAUUUGAAUCCAAAGGCAGAAGUUCAAACAAGUCCCUGUACUGAAGAAAAAGCAGAUGGUACAGAGGGAGAGAAAAAUGUUCCUUUAGAGGGUGAAGUGCAGAAGGUGGUUAAACAAGUAGAAGGUGAAUCUAAAGAGGAGUCAGGUGUAGGUGUUACUGUAACUACUGAAAACAAAGCCAGUAAAGAAACACUGGAAGAAAAUGAGCAAGAGUUAGAGCUUGCAGACCAACCUGGUGGGGAAUUUGCUUCUGAGAAAGGUGCAAAUAAUGCCCUGGCACAGAAACCUGUGCAGGAUGAAAACAUUAGUGAGCAAGUUAAAUUGGAGGUAGAUGCCAAUAAUUCCCUGGCGCAGAAACCUGUGCAGGAUGAAAACGUUUGUGAACAAGUUAAAUUGGAGGUAGGUGCAAAUAAUUCCCCAGCACAGAAGCCUGUGCAGGAUGAAAACAUUUGUGAACAAGUGAAAUUGGAGGACGAAGCAGAGGAAAGCCAGGAAGAUGAUGGUGAUGCAUUUGAUUUUGAUGAAGAGUCAAAUCAGAUACUAGAAUCUGGUGAAAAAUGGGAUGGAGAGAAAGCUGAUGCACAGAGAGAAGAGAGUGAUGGAUCAAAUGGUGCUGUUGGAAAAACUGCCCACAUGGACAAAGCUGGAGAGGGAACAGACAAAAUGGAAACCAAAGAUGCCUUGACCAAAGGUGAAAUCCUGCAGCAUAAAAAAGAUGAGCCUGAAGAAACAGGGCGCUUACAAGGGGAAGUGUUGGGGAAAACUGAUGAGGAGGCUGAUGUGGAGGAAGAUCAAAUCAAAGUAUCAGAUUCUAGUAAAGUGGGAAAAUUACAGGCUCGAGAUGUUUCGGAACAGGAUUUGGAAAGUGCUUUCAUUAAGAGGGCUGAAAGCAGGGAGGAUUUGCAGGUUGGUAAAAAGAGUAGAGGUAGAUCCAGAGAUGACUGUACAAUCUCCUGAGUUCAGAACCUCAAACCUACACGAGUUCCAUGCCCUGU
This is a messenger RNA of Lonchura striata (white-rumped munia), 4650 nucleotides long. RefSeq names its product LRR binding FLII interacting protein 1 (gene LRRFIP1). The record is from RefSeq and is a predicted model, not a curated record. Gene Ontology annotation, molecular function: DNA-binding transcription factor activity, RNA polymerase II-specific; RNA polymerase II cis-regulatory region sequence-specific DNA binding. Gene Ontology annotation, biological process: regulation of transcription by RNA polymerase II. NCBI's taxonomy places the organism in Eukaryota, Metazoa, Chordata, Aves, Passeriformes, Estrildidae.